Contarinia nasturtii (swede midge) is the source of this 660-nucleotide messenger RNA. RefSeq lists its product as uncharacterized. The record is from RefSeq and is a predicted model, not a curated record. The transcript is spliced from 6 exons. The coding region runs from base 51 to 530 and encodes 159 amino acids. Lineage: Eukaryota; Metazoa; Arthropoda; Insecta; Diptera; Cecidomyiidae.
CAAAAAUCAGUUUACGUUUUUAAUAUUGAGAUUGAAAGUGCAUCAAUAAAAUGGGUCGCUUAGGAGCAUUCACCGUGUGUUUGAUUUUGGCCAUUGCUAUGAAUUCGUCAGAAUUUUCAGCCGAAAGUCUUGACUCGAACAUUGUUCAAGAUCUGAGUACACUUUGGAAUGAGGACAAAGCAGUUGUGGCUUUAUACCCAUUAAUUAAAGAAAAACUGUCUGAUAAUGAAUCAACAAAACUUCAAAUUAACUAUCGACUAGGCAAUCGCAUUGCUGGAGAUCGUUUGGUUGCCACAGCGGCGGGCAGUAAUUCAUGGACCUCCGCUCAAGAUAUUAAACUCACUUUGAAUUAUCCAAAAACAGGAAUUGGUUCAAUAGUUACAUAUCUUCAGGUUAUUGUUGAACAGAGCACAAACAUUGGUCGCGGUUAUGUAACAUCUGGCGGCAUUGGACAACGUCAAAUCACCGUUGUCAUUGAAGGAAAUCAAACUCUUUACUUCAAAUACAAUGCAGAAAUUUACGGUUAUUGAAAUAACUACUUUUACUUCAUCCAACUUCGAAAUGUCAAGUGUACUUGUCGUUUCAUUAUGGAACUUUCAUAUGCAAUUCGAAUUUGAAUAAAACUAAAACAUUUGGAUUUCAAAAUAUAUCACAAUUUGA